Molecule: messenger RNA, 1161 nt
Organism: Fulvia fulva
Lineage: Eukaryota; Fungi; Ascomycota; Dothideomycetes; Mycosphaerellales; Mycosphaerellaceae
Product: Alpha-ketoglutarate-dependent sulfonate dioxygenase
Exons: 2
Coding region: 1-1161 (386 amino acids)
Cellular component (GO): cytoplasm
Molecular function (GO): 2-oxoglutarate-dependent dioxygenase activity
Source: RefSeq, a predicted model, not a curated record
AUGGCUCCAGCACUUAUCGAGGUCCCAGUGGCGGACAGAUCACUCGACAAAUCGGCCGAGGAAGCCUGGUCUAAAGACAAGCGUCAGGGCGCACAGUACAAGGAGGCGUUCCAACAGGGUGCUGCCACCACCAAGUACGACGUUGAGCUGUAUGGUACGGAAAAUCACGCGCCUGCGAAGUACCCAAACUAUUUGCCAUACUGGGACGAUUACAAGUGGCCUGCGCUGGAGCCAUUUGAUGCAGUCGAACAUGGCAAGGACGCUGAUCCAUCUUUCCCGAAUCUGUUGACUGGCGGCGCUGUCAGUGUCAAGGAACUGACAGCCAACAUUGGUGCUGAGGUGACAGGUAUCCAGCUCAGUAAACUCAACAAUGCCGGGAAGGAUGAGCUCGCGCGCUUCGUGGCAGAGCGCAAGGUCGUGGCAUUCAGAGACCAGGACUUUGCUGAUCUGCCGAUCCAAGACGCGUUGGAGUUCGCUGAGUAUUACGGUCCUUCGCACAUCCACCCGGCGUCCGGAGCGCCCAAAGGAUUUCCAAAGGUCCAUCUGGUGCAUAGGAGCGCAAGCGACACCACUGCUGCCGACUAUUUCCAGGAGCGGACGAAUUCGAUCACCUGGCACUCCGAUGUUACGUAUGAGAUCCAGCCACCAGGCACCACAUUUCUCUACCUGCUCGAUGGACCAACAUCAGGAGGCGAUACGCUCUUCGCAAAUAUGGCGGAGGCCUACAGGCGGCUCUCUCCUGAAUUCCAGCGACGCCUCCAUGGGCUGAAAGCCGUUCACUCUGGCCACCAGCAAGCAGCGGCCGCGUUGGCACGCGGGUCCGUCGUCCGUCGUGAUCCCGUGUCCAACGUGCAUCCUCUCGUGAGAACGCAUCCAGUAACGGGCGAGAAAGCGCUUUUUGUUAAUCCACAGUUCACAAAACAUAUCAUUAACUACAAGAAAGAAGAAAGCGAUUUCCUGCUGAAGUUCCUGUUCGACCACAUCGCGCUCGGUGCUGAUUUCCAGGCGCGUAUGAAGUGGGAGCCGAACACGGUCAUCGUAUGGGACAACAGAGUGACGGCCCACUCAGCCAUCCUUGACUGGCAGGAUGGUCAACGUCGCCACCUCGCCCGAUUGACACCACAAGCUGAGCGACCUUUCGAAACGCCCUUUGAGGGAUAG